Molecule: messenger RNA, 2249 nt
Organism: Coregonus clupeaformis (lake whitefish)
Lineage: Eukaryota; Metazoa; Chordata; Actinopteri; Salmoniformes; Salmonidae
Gene: klf6a
Product: Kruppel-like factor 6a
Exons: 4
Coding region: 310-1170 (286 amino acids)
Biological process (GO): regulation of transcription by RNA polymerase II
Molecular function (GO): RNA polymerase II cis-regulatory region sequence-specific DNA binding; DNA-binding transcription factor activity, RNA polymerase II-specific
Source: RefSeq, a predicted model, not a curated record
CUGUCACGAGGGGGUAGGUAGGUUGCGAGGUUUGAAUAAGGAAGUUUACAUGGUACGGGCUUCGCAUUUAGUUCAGUGUUUGCAAAUAGAGUAACUUCAUCACCAGUGAGCAGUGGUCUGCCAACGGGGAAGCAAAACAACGCUUCUUUGCAGUGCGUGCUAUUUGCAUUAGCUACAGAUAGGUUUGCAUGUGAAAUUAAAACAAGGAUCUUACUUGCCUGUUCGUGAUUGACCAACAUUUUGAAUAGCAUCUUGAUUCUAAAGAAAAAUAUUUAAGAGCAGCGCUUUAGCCAACAUUUGGGAUUUGAAAUGGAUGUUCUACCCAUGUGCAGCAUCUUUCAGGAACUUCAGAUUGUACAUGACACUGGCUACUUUUCAGCUUUACCAUCCCUGGAGGAUUACUGGCAGCAGACAUGCUUGGAGUUGGAGCGGUAUCUACAGAGCGAGCCUUACGUCUCGGUGACAUCCGACAUCAAGUUGGAGCCGCAGGAGCAGGACCUCUGGAGCAAGCUGAUCUUGGCCUGCGGUGAUAAAGCGAUCGACUCCGACCCGAAGAUCCCUCUGGUCAAAGAAGAGGACAAUCAGGAUGGCCAGAUCUUGGAAACCAACAGUGUAAACUCUGACGCCAGCAGCGAAGCUUCAGACAGUUCCGUGGAGCUCUCGCCGACACACAGCUUUACCUUGAACCCUCUGGGGUCGGUUCUGGCCGGUGCUGGACCUUUUAGCCCUUCUAUCAUUAGCACUCCCCCAUCCUCCCCAGAGGUCAGCUCGGAACCCAGCAUCUCACAAGGCUGGGGAAGCGUACACACAGAAUUGACCUUGCCGGUAAAAGUCCGGACAGGCGGCAUCGGAAAGAACUCGGCAAAGACUGGGCUGGUUGCCGGAGAUGCGUCACCGGACGGGAGGAGACGGGUGCACAGGUGUCACUUCAACGGAUGCCGCAAGGUUUACACAAAGAGUUCCCACUUAAAAGCACACCAGCGCACUCAUACAGGUGAGAAACCAUACAGGUGUUCAUGGGAGGGCUGCGAGUGGCGAUUUGCACGGAGUGAUGAGCUAACCAGACACUUCAGGAAGCACACUGGGGCCAAGCCAUUUAAAUGCAGUCACUGUGACCGGUGUUUCUCCAGGUCCGAUCACCUUGCCCUCCACAUGAAGAGACACCUCUGAGCGGGUCGGAGCGGAGCGAUGUUAGCCGUUUAGUGAAACUAACAAACGCAGCGAAAGGAAAUGUCGUCUCCUAACCAGCCUCAUGGUUGAACUGCCCUUGAGAGGAGCAAGCUAGGGGAGCGUGUUCUAGCCAAAGUAUGCCAUUUUGCACCAUACCCAGUGCCUCCGGGAUGGAUGGACCCCUUGGAGAAGGAAGGCGCUCUGAAGAUUGCCUGUCCAAAAACCACAACAACAGAGGACAAAAUCAUGUACAGACGGGAGGAAGCAGCCAAUUGAAUUGAGGGACUUGAAAUAAAAAGAGAAAAAAAAAAACUAAAACAAAGACAAAAAAAACGAAUGAAUGAGUUGUAUGUGUGGUUGGUGCAUGAUGUUUUUGAGGUGGCGCAACUGUCUCCUGGACAACUGAUACACUGGUACUGCUUUACAAAAACUGUUGUCUGAGGUAAGCAUGUGUGCACUGUGAAUGUCUGACUUGGUUGACUGGCCUGUGUGCAAAGAGGGGGAAGCAAAGGCGGUCUGGUACCAGUGUUGCUGUGGACUGAAUGGUGUCAGGGAGCAAGUUUUUUUUUUCUUCUUGUAGUCGUGAGUACGGGUGUGUGAGAACGUGUCUGCCUGCCUGACUGUCAAGCAGCAGCGAGACUGAGUGAAGAUUGGGGUUUCUCGCCAGAAGCCUUGAGGGGUUGUGGUGUUGAGUGGUAGGGUGGGGGUGAUGUGUUUUGUUCCCCCCCAUUCAGCAACCCAGGCCAGGGCAGAAACUCCAUAAUGUGAGUCCUGAGUGAGAGGAGCUUUUUUUGGUGUUUGGUGCAGCUACUAAAUGUGCAAUGUGUUACGUAGCUUGUUUUUUACAAGUUACAAAGCAAAUUUUUAGUCCAUUGUAUAAGCUGUGUGCUUAGAGGUAUAACACAACUAUACUAUAACUUCAGUAUCAUAGACAGGUGUUGCAUGGUUCUAGGGUUUGUUCUCUCUUCCUGUUAUUCUGUAAUCAGGACUGCAAAUAGAUUCCAAUAAAAGCGCAGCUAAAUACGAACGGUUAAAUGUUACAAUAUUGUACAUAAAGCCUUGAUGAUUUUUUAAAAUUA